This is a messenger RNA of Erigeron canadensis, 2425 nucleotides long. RefSeq lists its product as uncharacterized. The coding region runs from base 14 to 2425 and encodes 803 amino acids. Gene Ontology annotation, molecular function: transmembrane transporter activity. Gene Ontology annotation, cellular component: plasma membrane. The transcript has 3 exons. Gene Ontology annotation, biological process: transmembrane transport. NCBI's taxonomy places the organism in Eukaryota, Viridiplantae, Streptophyta, Magnoliopsida, Asterales, Asteraceae. The record is from RefSeq and is a predicted model, not a curated record.
UCCACUAAUCACAAUGCCAACCUUAACCCAUUUCUUUAACCUUAAUGACAGAUCCCGAGCCUUAUGGCUCUCCUCCCUCUCCGCCGCCUACCGCACCGCCACGGCUUGUGUCAUUGUAGCCGUGGCCACCCUCUUUGGCCCCACCUCCCUUCGUCAACAAGUCGCCUUUCCAGCCUUUUCUUACGUCACAGUUAUUCUGAUAAUAACUGGUGCUUCUUUAGGUGACACGCUACGCGGCUGCUGGGCCGCGCUGUGUGCCACCUUGCUAACAGUUAUUCCAGCUGUUUUAGGGUUGUCAACUAUAGGGCCGUCACGGCUCACCACGCCCGUAACGGCUGUGUUGGUUGGCAUGGCGGCAUUUGUUGUGAUGUUGCCGGAUCAUAGGACGACAUUAGUGUCGAAAAGAAUAGCGUUAGGACAAAUUGUGAUAAUAUAUGUGGUGGCGUAUGAUAAGGGUGGUGAGACUGAUCCGGUCAUGCAUCCUGUACACGUGGCAGCUAGCACCGCCAUUGGAGUUUUGGCUUGUGUUCUUGCUUUGUUGCUUCCAUAUCCUGGUUUGGCUACGUGUCAGGUGAAGAAGAAGUGCAAGAUUUAUGCAGAUAAUGCUUCUCAAAGAGUAAACUUGUGUGUGAAGGCAUUUUGUGCAAAAGAUAAUACAAGUGCACAAGCAUUUGUCUCACAAACAAAGCCCCUAACCAUUAGUGGAACUAAACUCCUAAAUGCCAUCAAGUCCAAGAAAGAAAGCAUAAACUGGGAGACACUUCCAAUAGAUUUCUUGAAACCAUAUUGCUUGCUGAAGACAACAGAGAAGUUGCAAGAUAUAGAAAUGCCCAUACAAGGGUUGCAAAUUGCAUUAAAUGAUUUUCAUUCAUUUCCACCAAAAAUCCUAGACAAAAAUCUAAAAGAUAACUUGGAUAAGUUAAUAGAAACCAUAAACCAAUCCUUUGAACAAUUGAAGUCUUGCAUUCCUUCUGAUUCAGCUACUUUCCCUGAAUCCAAUCUUGAAAAUCUAAUGCUUUCUCUCCGUUCUUUCCCUCAAAAUCACAAGGAUUUGUCUUCCUUUUUCUUCUUAUUUUGUUCCAAAUUACUUCAUAGAAAGAUGAUCACAGAAAACACAUCACCGAAUAGUCCUUUGUCAUCUAACAAUGAAGGCAAUAAAAAGAAACCGCAAUUGACCCUUUUUGAACAGAUUAGUACCUAUUUGAUGCAUAGAAGGUUCAUGUUGGCAUUAAAAUGUUCAUUAUCAGUAGGUUUUGCUGUUCUGUUUGGAUUGAUAUAUAGUAAGCAAAAUGGGAUAUGGUCCGGUUUGCCCGUAGCAAUAAGUUUUGCUGUUUCUAGUGAAGCUGCAUUUAGAGUUUCAAAUCUUAAAGCACAAGGAACUGUGUUAGGAACUGUGUAUGGUGUAUUGGGAUGUUUUGUUCUUGAGAAAUAUGUCAAAAUGAGGUUCUUGAUUCUCCUUCCAUGGUUUAUAUUUUGUAGCCUUCUUAGACGAAGCCGUAUGUAUGGUCCAGCUGGCGGGGUUUCAGCCGUGAUUGGGGCUGUGUUAGUUCUUGGUAGGGAGAAUUUUGGGUCACCAACGGAAUUCGCUAUUAUAAGAAUUGUGGAAGCAUUCAUUGGGUUAUCAUGUUCUAUCGUUGUUGAACUCAUGUUUCAACCCACGAGAGCUUCGACUCUGGCCAAGAUUCAACUUGCUAAGAACCUCCAAGUCUUACAUGAAUGCGUUUGCACGAUGAGUCUUGGCGGUCAAAAAGAUCGCGGAGAUGGUCUAAUGAAGCUUAAAGGUAAUGUGAUUGAGUUAAGAAAGUUCAUUGAGGAGGCUGAAAUGGAACCCAACUUUUGGUUUUUGCCUUUUCAUGGUGUUUGUUACAAUAAGCUCUUGAAGACUUUGUCAAACAUGGAAAGUCUUUUUGUCUUUAUGAACCAUGCAAAUGAAUCUUUACAACAACAAAAGUUGAGUCUUAAUAAACUUGAAAGUGAGGUUGAACUUUUUAAAGAAAUUGUUCGACCUUCAAUCAAGUGUUUUGAGAGGGUUGUUUUGGUCAAAUCACUAAACAAACUUGAGAAGGAACUUCAAAAGAGUAAUGUCUUUGACACCAAAUCUAGUGAUCUUGAGUUGGGUAAGUUACCAAUUAGCCCUCAUAAGCUAAAUGUGCAUGGACCAAAUGGUGAAGAUGAGAUGGAGAAUAUAGUAAAUUCAUUUCUACAAAGAUCAAAAGAAAUUAUAUAUGGUGAAGAGUGUGAGGAGGUGAAGAGUCAUGAGAUGGUAUUGAGUUUAAGUGCAUUUGCAUUUUGUUUGAGAGGUUUGGUAAAGGAAACUAGAGAGAUUGAGAAGGGGCUUAUAGAACUCUUGCAAUGGGAGAAUCCUUCAAGUCAUGUAAAUUUGUAUGAAAUUUCUAGCAAGAUAGAUGCUCUAUGCAUUACUUGA